Quercus lobata is the source of this 315-nucleotide messenger RNA. RefSeq lists its product as uncharacterized. The transcript has a single exon. The record is from RefSeq and is a predicted model, not a curated record. Bases 1 to 315 code for a protein of 104 amino acids. NCBI's taxonomy places the organism in Eukaryota, Viridiplantae, Streptophyta, Magnoliopsida, Fagales, Fagaceae.
AUGAGCAUCAAGCAGCGAGAAGACAAGACGCUGCGGGCCUACAUAACUCGUUUCAACAAAGAAGCCCUUUCAAUUGACGAAGCUGAUGAUAAGAUACUCGUAGCUGCAUUUACUAGCGGGCUACGAAAGGGUAAGUUUUUGUUUUCUUUAUACAAGAAUGACCCGAAGACCAUGAUGGACGUGCUCUACAGAGCUACCAAAUGCAUGAAUGCAGAAGAUGCAUUGCUAGCCCGCGAGGUAAAGCCUAAGAAGAGGGAGAGGCAGGAGGACGCGCGACAAGAUAGGGGGCGAAAAGUUGCUAGAACCGGGGAUUAA